Neurospora hispaniola is the source of this 2871-nucleotide messenger RNA. RefSeq lists its product as uncharacterized. The transcript is spliced from 4 exons. Gene Ontology annotation, biological process: mitochondrial respiratory chain complex II assembly. Gene Ontology annotation, cellular component: mitochondrion. The record is from RefSeq and is a predicted model, not a curated record. Lineage: Eukaryota; Fungi; Ascomycota; Sordariomycetes; Sordariales; Sordariaceae. Bases 121 to 2871 code for a protein of 916 amino acids.
CCACCACCACCACCACCACCACCGACGCCACCAAUCUUCACCCUCUCAACUGUAGCAGAAUCCCUCCUUUAACCAGCUGGGUCUUGACCUCUGUACUAAUACAAAGGCAACAGCAUCACUAUGGCCCGCUUGUCUGGUCUGCAGAAGGAGGUCCUCGGACUCUACCGCAAGUGCCUGCGCGAGUGCUGCAAAAAGCCGGAAGCCACCCGGGCUCACUUCAAGGCCUUUGCUAGAACCGAGUUUGAAAAGAACAUCAAGGUCGACAAGAGAGACUUCUCCGCCAUCGAGUUCCUCCUGCGCAAGGGGUCGCGCCAGCUGGAAAUUCCCAGUGUCGCCCGCCGCGCAGCCGACCAAGUCUUUCGCAAACCCCUCAGUCUGUCCUUCCAAAAACUCCGUCGAGCUCAGGCCAAGCGGCACGCCAUCAAAGUCCGUGUCUCGUCUGUCCGCUCCAACGGGAGCCAGAACCGUCUUUCUUCGGGGUCCUCGAGAAAAAGGUCGCCGUAUCAGCGCAGCAAGCCUAGCCCUCCAAAGCGUGGGAAUGGUGGUGCUAUACCGGUGAUCUGGCAGGAUAUCGACUACAAAGGAGGCCCGAGACAUCUGGACAAGAGUCACGGUUCGUAUUCCAAGGUUACACCCUAUGAUGCCUCCUCUUCGCAGGAAGACCAGCACUGUUGCCUGGGAAGCCCGUCCAAGAAAGAUGCGGAGAAACCACCCGGAGCGUACUGGGGAGAGCUUCCAAAAUCACCUGUGAAAUCACCGCCCAAGGUCCCCAAGCCGCCAGCCAAAGAGCCACUGUUACACAUCAGCAGAGAUAAGCGAUCCGUCAUCCAGUUGCGACCCCUUCCUCCCCCGCCUGAAGGCCCGAGUGCUCCAAUGCCGAAGCCAAGACCAAGUCCAGGUACACCAACUCCAAGAGGAAAAGCUCCCGUGAGACCGGCUCCCGUCAGACCGGGGGCAUCACAGCUGCGCAAGCUUCCACUGCAUCCUCAGACGUGGGUCCCUCCCGAGACCUGGGGUUCCACUAACAGACGGCUCAAACCUCACAGGAAAGGCUCUGGUAGUAAAGACCGCGUCCACGCAUCAUCAUCCAACAGCCGCCAUAUUGUAUCCCGCUUCUGCAACCGUCGACGAGCGUUGAAUAGGUCGAAAGAGCCCCAGGAGGCACAAUCGACGGGCGGUGCUCGCAAGAUUCCAGAUUCUCCUGCUUAUGUCGGUGAGACGCAUGAAUCCAUUCGCACGGUGAAUCAGCUUCUCCCCUACCGAGACCAGUUCCGAGAAGCCGGGCUUGCGGUGACAUCCAAGGAGCAAAGGGCAUACCACCGGAGAGGCAAACUCGCACCUUUGCUUGGGAAGAUGUCACCACCAGGAAGUGAAUGGCUGAGACUAGACGGAGGUACCGAGACUAAGGAGCUCAACAAUGAGAUGAUCGACGGUGGCCUUAGUAAGAAAGAUGACUCUCCCUCUCCUAUCAAUGUUGAACAGAUAUCACAGAAGAGCGGAGAAUACAAGCCACCCAACGCGUCAUUGUCACCACCACCCAAUUCAACAACAACGCCAGAAGCAGUGUUUUCAGACGGCGAAGCAUCAUCCCCAGAGCGCCAGCCUCCCUCGAUCCCCGACGAAGAGAAGAAAGGAAACACCCUACCAACAACCAACCCACCACCUGCACCAAAAGUCCAGGGCAUUUCAAACUCCAACAAAUCCCUCCCUGCCCUUCCUCGCGUCUUUUCCCAAGUCCUAGUCCGACACGGAAGUGGUCUCUCGCGCAACUCCAGCUGGAGCGCAGCCAUGCGUCAAUUCCCGCCUACCAUUGUGGAACAAAAGGAACCAUCACCAGACAAACAACAGCAACAAAAAGUCAUUAACCAUGGUCGUCAACAAAACACCACCACCACCCCAUCCAUUCGGUCCACUGCCACCACCACCAGUUACGGAACGGCCAUUAUCAUCCAGCCAGCAGCAAAGAGUUACGGCCAAUUACUGAUACGCAAUACCAAACGAAACAGCGUUAGCGAAGCCACUGUUAUCGCCAAAACUCCCCAUCCCAGUAUCGUAUCAAGCAUAGAGGUGCCGGAGAGUGUCAGAUCCGGACCCGGCACGCUUUCAUGCUUAGAUAAAGCUCUUGAUGAAGCUGUGCGACGGAUGCAAGCCAUGGGGGAGAGUGUAGCUACUUCUACUCCUUCCAGUACAAUCAAGUCAUCGCCGAAAUCGAAACAAAACAAAGUGACGGGGAAACAUCAACGAUCCACGAGCAGCAAAACUGCGCCGUCUCCGUCGCAGAGGUUGCAAAAAGCUGCGGCGUUGAGGAGGCAGAAGAUGGUGCUGAGUGGUACAUGUGCGGUGGGGGGUAAUCGCAGUCCGCGGUCAAAGCCUCCUUCUCUGGCCAGCACGGUGGAAAGGGAGGAGGAGCAAGGAGGUGGAACGACGACGGCAUCGCCCACGCCGGAAGUGGGAGAAGCAAUGGCUGUGGUUAUUCCCAGGGCGCCGUCGUCAAGGCCACCACCUCCCAGUCCGGAGUCGUCGUCGGUGUUGGCUUCUAUUGAAGUGCACUGUCCGCCGUUUACGGUUCCAGAUUCAGCUUCGGCGACGAUGACGUAUAUCACCGGAAUUGAAGGUCGCGCGCCGCUACGGAUUACUCGCCCUGAAUCGCGUCAUGGUCAUGGUCAUGAUUCCGCUGCGGUUCCUUCACUCUCACCUUCUAGACUUGGGCCGGAGAACCGCCACCUCCCCGCGACCGAUAUCCUCAAAGGGCUACAAAUCAUGUGCGCCGCGUCGGCAGACGAAGAACUAGAUGCGUGGUUUCGACAUAAGACGGGGUUGCGGCUGAGGCGGUUCUUGGUGGAUUUGAGGACGUUUGAGGAGGUGUUGUGA